AAAGAAAGAAAGCCGAGAGGCCGUAAUCUUCAAAAUCGAGAUAAUAAUUAUGAUUGUCGCUGGUUCGGGCGGUGUAAAAUUUACUCAUUUUAUACGUUCACGUAAAUAAUUUAAUCGAAAAGAAAAUGGCACGCUCGGUUUGAAUAGGGCGAAAUAAUAAUAUUGAAAAUAGGCAAAGGACUGGAUCGCAUCGGGGUCGGGGUUAUUCGUGGACCGUAAGGCGAUAGCGAGUGGCAACACUGUCGGCGGAUUCGGCCUGGCCUCUCCUCGUCAGGGGGCCAGAUCUGGAAGUUGUGUCGGCUCCGUUUCUUGAUCCCUGUGAAAAAUGCCUACCGCAUCCGUAGGAAGGCUUGAGAAACAGGCGUCCAUCGACGCCUGGGAGCCCCUACGACAGGGGAUAACGAUGAUAGAACACAAAAUAAGGAACCUCGAGAAAAGAAAGGCAAGGCUUGAUUCAUGCCGGGACUUGCAGAAAAGUGGAAAAGAUUUAAACAGCGACCAAGUUGAAGCUAUUUCCAAAUAUGAUGCAGUGAUACAGCACCUAGAUUUUGCCAGGGAACUUUCAAAACAACUUACUGCUUUGGCUAACGACUCAACAAAAACACUAAAGAAACAGGCUCGAAAGGAAGCUGCAGAAAAGGCUCAACAAGAUUUCAACAGAACAAAAGAAAUACUAAUUAUCCAGGUAUUUAAAAAACAACAUUUAUUACAGUUUAAAAUAAUAAUUUUAUUUUUGUUUUAUUUAUUUUCCUUCGGCCAGUCACGCCCCUCUGCAACACAAUUAGAAAUACGAGAAUUAAAAAAUUUAUUUUGUUCCAUAAAUGGUUUGCUGUUAUUUCUUACUGAAAAGGAGAAUGAACUUGAUACACCAGAGUCAGGAGAGCAGCCUUCUUCGAUACCCACAAUGACAUACACAAACCAGAAUUAUGGGGCUCCUAUGGUGGAUCAUCAUCCUGUUGUACAACCACCACCUGCUGAGGCGCAACAGUAUCAAAACCAGCAAACUGAUGAAGAAAAAGGAUGGAAAACAGUGACAUCAAACUCAAUUGAGACAACUGUUAUCGAGGCUACUAGCUCACCCGUUGUGCAAAACACUAAUGCUUGGACCAACAAUUCAACACUUGUUAUGGAUCAGACACAGAACCGCCAAAGGCAAAACAGUAACAGUGGUGGUGCUGGAGGGGAAGACUGGGCUUCACAGACGGAACAUUGGCAACAAGCACAACAAAACACUAAUGACGGAUUUAUACCAGCAGGAGGAAACAGAGGAAGAGGAGGUAGAGGACGAGGAGGUGGUGGAGGAGAUAGGAAUAACAAAGGGGGCUUCCAAAAAGGUGGAAGAGGUGGUUCUAAUCAAUCAGGAAGAGGAGGUUUUAACAGAGAAGGAGGAUUCAGAGGUGAUAGGAGCGAAGGUGGAUAUAGAGAUAGAGGAGAAGGCUACAAUAGAGAGUCUGGAGGAUACAGGAAUGAUGGCGGAUAUUUCAACAAAGAUCAAAACUCAGGAGGUGGUGGCAGCUACCAAAAUGGAUACCAAAGUGGAGCUCGUGGUGGAGGUGCCAGGAGUAACAGGUCCAACCAAUCAACUGAUCGGCCAGGAGGUGGAAGAGGAGGUAACCGUGGGGGAAGAGGUAGUGGCAGUUACAGAGGUGGAAACCCUUCAGGGAAUUACCGGCAACAGCAAGUUCAAUAGAGGCAUAAAAGCUAUGAACAAGUGAUUUGUGUGAAGUGUCUUUGUGGGAAGUGUGGAAAAGAGAGUGUACUUAAUUCAACUCCGUUAUAAAUUUAAGGGUAGGGUGGGGUAAGAGGGUUUGUAUUUAUAAAGUCAAGAAAGCAGAAGAGGCAAUUUUCACAGGGAUGAAAAGAAACCAGUUGCAAUUAAAAACAAAUGAUUGGCUAUUGACAACUAACGGAGGCUGACUCUCUUUUCCAUUUUUCUUUUCUUUGUUUUGUUUUUAUUUUCUCUAAACACCUAACAUUACAAAAACGCUUUUCACACACUUUUACACAAACACAUGUGCACAUUUACCAUCACACCUGUUGGUAAUUGAAUGCGAAUAUAAA
Molecule: messenger RNA, 2061 nt
Organism: Cimex lectularius (bed bug)
Lineage: Eukaryota; Metazoa; Arthropoda; Insecta; Hemiptera; Cimicidae
Product: protein PSP2
Exons: 7
Coding region: 326-1690 (454 amino acids)
Cellular component (GO): cytoplasm
Molecular function (GO): RNA binding
Source: RefSeq, a predicted model, not a curated record